Molecule: messenger RNA, 423 nt
Organism: Chironomus riparius
Lineage: Eukaryota; Metazoa; Arthropoda; Insecta; Diptera; Chironomidae
Source: the annotation of a GenBank genome assembly
UGAUCAAUAAAAAAUAUAAAACUUUUAAAAAACAUCAUGACAAUUAAUUUAUCAUUUGGAUUUGAGCAUUAUGAGCCGAUAAGAUUUUUAUCAUCACAGUGGCGAAGUGAAGAAAAAAGUUUAGCAUAUACGAUUUGGCGUGUAAUAAUAGCAACAUUCUAUAAUUUUUCAAUAAUCAAUCAAGUCAUGGGUUUAGUAAACAAUUAUGAACACCUAGUGCCAGUAGAAUAUGCUUCUAAAUUUAGUUUAGCUGCAAUAGCAAUAACAUGCAAUAUUAGUGCAUUUUACUCGAUAUAUUACCACUUUCAAAAUCUUAAGCAUCAAAGUCAGAUGGCAUUUGCAACUUUUGUUUAUACGAGAGGUGAUGACCGUCGCGCAACAUUCAAGAUGCUAUCUGAGGAUAUUCGUUACUCUGGAAUUUAG